Caenorhabditis remanei is the source of this 228-nucleotide messenger RNA. RefSeq lists its product as uncharacterized. The record is from RefSeq and is a predicted model, not a curated record. Lineage: Eukaryota; Metazoa; Nematoda; Chromadorea; Rhabditida; Rhabditidae. Bases 1 to 228 code for a protein of 75 amino acids. The transcript has a single exon.
AUGUCAAUCUACAUAUGGGUCUCCUUGGCAACUCUUCUGGUACCUGGGCUGGCUGUGGAUGACAUUGUGGACGAUGGCGAAGAUGCUCCACGUCCCGAGUCCCUGCCAUCCAAAGAGUACGACGAUGUGGGUUCCGGACUUUUGGCUCUGACAGAAACGAUGCAAUCAUCUAGAUGUGAUUGGAGCAUUUCGCACACUCUCAACGAGUCACUCAGCAUUGUGUCGUAA